GAGUGAUAUUAAGAUCGUUUGAGCAACAUCUUGAUGGAUUUGAAAAGUUUUUAUUUUUUUUAACGUGAUCAAGGUUAUAGGCCUACGAGAUGACUGGUUUACAAAUGAAAAAUAAGAACUAGAACAAGAGCAAAACAAAACAAAAAAGCAGUGAUGGAGUGGAGCGGUUCAAAAUACAAGUAAUAUACUUCAAUUACCCCCUUGUUUUCUUUGGUGCCUUUGGAUGAUUGGGUGUCUGUCGACAAGCGGAGAAGUUCAGGGUUUUGUAUUCCUCUAAAUCCAGUGGACUGCUCUUAUUGGUAGCUGAAAUCGUUGCAUCACGAUGAUCAUGACGCGCCGUCUUCCUGCUUCCUUUAUUCGCGUCUUAAAGUGAAUCUUGUUGAUGUGAGCGCGCGCUACAGCCUCGUCCUGUUGGUGGUCGCUGAGACGGACAAUUUCCAGGUAGAGAGAGGAGCGCGCGCACAAGAGCUCUCUCUCUCUCGCGCGCGCGCGCGCUAGCUCUCUCUCUCUCUCUCUCUCUCUCUCUGCGCUCUCACUGUCCUGAGAAAUUACUCCAUUCGUCCAGGGUGAGCAACCCUAUCAAUCCUCUGUUACACUAUUCCAAAAAGAAGCUCAAGCCAUUCUCAUCUUCAGAGGUUCUCAAACUGUGUCCAGCUGGCAGGCUUUUAAAAUGGCGUGACAACAUUUCCAGUGAUGCCGGACCAUGACAACACGUCCCUCUUAAAUAGAAAAACCAAGAGAAGAAGAGUUGACAUCGGAGUGAAAAGGACUGUAGGUACAGUGUUUGUAGCUUUUGACCAUUUAAAAACAAGCAAUUUCAGUGCCAUGAAUCCCCACGGAGCUGAGAAGGAUGUCAACUGUUCAGUGGUGCAGCACACAGACAGUGAGAAGUCCAAUGUGCUUCACAAGUUGCUGAAGCGGGCCAACUCUUAUGAAGACACUUUGGUGACCUUUCCUGGGGCCACCAUCAUCUCCCAUCUGCUGAAAAACAAUUUAACCAAAAAUGGGGCAAAUGAAUCUGACUACCAGAGCAAUGGCUUGUCCAGGACAGGCUCAGAGAUCCACCAGGAGGAUGCCUGCAGCACCUCAUCACGCGGCAGCCCUCAGGAGUGUCUGUCCCCUUUCGGUAGGCCUUCCAUGGCACAAUUUGACAUUGAUCGGUUGACAGAUGAGCACCUGAGGGCUAAACGUGCUAGAGUGGAGAACAUAAUCCGUGGGAUGAGCCACUCUCCAAAUGUCACGCACCGUAUAGGUGAGAUUGAGCGUGAUGGGGCACCUCAACCCCUAAGCCCUCGAGAGAGUUACAGGGAAAACAAGCGUAAGCAGAAACUACCCCAGCAGCAGCAGAGUUUCCAGCAACUCAUUUCUGCUCGCAAAGAACAAAAGCACGAGGAGCGCCGUCAUCUCAAACUACAGCUAGAGGACAUGCAAAAACAGCUCCGUCAGCUCCAAGAAAAGUUCUAUCAGAUUUAUGAUAGCACUGACUCUGAGAAUGAUGAAGAUGGAAACCUCUCAGAGGACAGCCUGCAUUCUGAUGGAAUGGACAACCAUAUCUCUGACUCUGUUACAAACCGCUCAGAAAAUGAGAUGUCUGUCCUUGAUCCAGGACAUUUCUUAGACCAAGCCCAGGCACUUAUUUGUGAGCAAACCAUGAUGACCGAGGGAGAGAAGCCCAAACGUGAUGGCUCUCGAGGAAAAGGUCAUAAAUCAAUGUCCAUGCAUGCAGAAGGGAAACAACUAGCAGAAACACUGAAACAGGAACUAAACACUGCAAUGACCCAGGUGGUGGACACAGUGGUAAAGGUCUUUGCAAAAACCCCAUAUCCGCUUCCUCAGGGCUUCCCAACUGUGCAGACACCCUCUGACCGCUUUUUAGUGAAUCGCGAGAACCCACAUUUUCACACUGCUAACCAGCGUCUACAGUGUUUUGGUGAUGUCAUUAUUCCCAAUCCCCUCAAUUCGUUUAACAACAUGCGAGUGCCCAACUCAAAUGACCAAACAGAAGCCCUGCCUCUAGUGGUGAGAAAGAACUCUACUGACCAGCCUGGAUCGCUACCCACACCUGCAAAUCACCACCCCGGUCUUCACCCAUCACCAUUAUCCUCAACUGUGGCCUUCAGUCCUCCAUCCUUCCGACAUCCUUUUCCUCUUCAUAUUAUGGGUUAUCCUUUCCAAAGCCCUCUAGGUGCCCCAAAUGGGCCUUAUCCAGGCAAGGACAGGUCUUCUCCUGAGUCUAUGGACCUGUCUAGAGAAACCACUAGCUUACGGACCAAGAUGUCAUCCAACCAUCUCAGCCUCCAUCGUUCUAUCUCACCAACACAUCCAGGAAACCCUGAAGGCCUUUCAAUAUCUCUCAUCAAGUCUGAAUGUGGGGACCUCCAAGAUAUGUCUGAUAUCUCUCCAUAUUCAGGAAGUACAAUCCAAGAAGGCUUAUCUCCCAACCACUUGAAGAAGGCAAAGCUGAUGUUCUUCUACACACGCUAUCCCAGCUCCAACAUGCUGAAAAUGUUCUUCUCCGAUGUGAAGUUCAACCGCUGCAUCACCUCUCAGCUGAUCAAGUGGUUUAGCAACUUCCGUGAGUUCUACUACAUCCAGAUGGAGAAGUUUGCUCGGCAGGCCAUAAAUGAUGGGGUGACUGGUGCAGAUGAACUAACGGUCAGUCGAGACUGUGAGCUCUAUCGUGCUCUCAACAUGCACUAUAACAAGGCCAAUGACUUUGAGGAGCACAGUAGGCUGCAUCAUUGUGAAAUAGAAGAAGGUUGGAACCACCAGUACUCUCCCCAGGGUCCAGAAACUGAGCUAGAAGGGCCUUGGUCAGGAAAGUGACCAAGAAUCCAAUGGCCAUUCUACUUCUCACUGGUCAAAAGUGAGGGAAUGAUGAAUGCAGCCACAUAAAGAGAGAUCCUUGACGUAAACUUGCUCCAGAGUGCGAAUGAACUCAGACUGGGGUGAAGGUUCACCUUUCAGCACAACAACGAACUGAAGCUCAUAGCCAAUACAGCACUAGAGUGGCUUUGGCACAAGUCCCUAAUGUCCUUAAGUGGCCCAGGCAAAGUACAGAUUGAACCCCACAGAACAUUAUAUAGAGACCUGAAGUCACUGCACAUCCAAUAUGAUUGAGCUGGAGAGGAUCUACGAGGAAAAAUGGGAGAAAUUGCCAAUUCCAGUUGUGCAAUGCUUGUAGAGACUUACCCAAGAAUAUUUGAAGCUGUAAUUGCUACCAGACAUGCUUCUACAAUCGACAAGUCCUGAAUUAAGGGUCUGAAUAAUUAUCUAAAUGAGAGUUUUUAAUUUGCAAUAAUUUUGCAAAAAUUUCUAUAAACUUGUUUUCAUUUUGUCCUUUUGGCAAAUUGUGUGUAGAUUAAUGGGCAAAAAAGUAAAUGUUAUCAAUUUAAAAUGAAACCUAUAACAAUAAAGUAUGCCAAAACUGAAAGGGUCUGAAUACUUUCCGAACGCAUGUGUGUGUGAAUAUAGAUUAUGUGUAUGUAUAUACAGUACACUGUGUGUAUGUUUUUGAUUGAGAAAAGAUUGUCAUAAAACUUUUUAAUUUUGCUGCAUAGUUCAGCUUUGUUAGUCAAACUGGUGUUUUCAGGCCAGACAGCUGAGGUCUCUGAUUCUCAGGAACAGAUUUCACACUUGCUGUAUCACAUCACAAGCUCUAUUCAAGAGCUCUAAGUGCGGUGGGGUCCUAAGGCCCCAAUGGAAUAAGGAGACAUUUUCCAGGCAGGUCUUGGGAAGGUCUAGUUUUUCACCUAGAAAUUACCUCAAGGCUCUUCUGUCAAAGCCUGUUGAGUAUACACUUGGUUUUCCCCAAAUCCCCCUCUCCUUCCUGCCUCCAAACUAGUCUGAAGUGUGCACAGAAGGGUCUGUUUCCCUCAGUCUCUUUCUUUCUGUCUGUGUUCUUUGAGCCUAUAUUAAAAAAAAAGACUUUUUAGCUGUAUCCCGAUAGCAGAUGCACACAAGUCUCACAUUACAAUAGAUGAAUAUUCCUUUUUCAGAAAACCUGUACACUAUUUCAAAGCACAUAUAUGUAUGAGAUUUUGAUCAGUCCUAUGUUACUACCACAAAAAAUAUAAAUUAUUCCACAUCAGCAACAGCUCUCCCUGCUCUUCAUGAUCCUCUUUUGUUUCUUUCAUCAUGUCAGUAGAUCCUCUUGUCCUCUUCCUGGUGUGACCUAUUGCAGUCGCCUUAAUUACAUUUACAUUUAUGGCAUUUGGCAGACAUUCUUAUCCAGAGCAACUUACAAUUAUCAAAAAAAAAAUUAUACAACUGAGAAAUUGUGGGUUAACAGCCUUGCUCAAGGGCCCAGCAGUGGCAGCUUGGCAUUGCUGGUAUUUGAAUUCAUGACCUUUCAAUCAGAGGUCCAAAGUCCUAACCACUGAACUAUUACUUUUACACUGAGCCGGUUGUCCACUAAUUGUAAGGUUGGUGGUUCGAUUCCUGGCCCAUGUGACUCCACAUACUGAACUGUCCUUGGGCAAGACACUGAACCCCGAGUUGCUCCUGAUGGCAAGUUAGUGCCUUGCAUGGCAGCUCUGCUACCAUUGGUGUGUGAGUGUGUGUGAAUGGGUGAAUGAGACACAGUGUAAAGUGCUUUGGAUAUAAGUGCACCAUUUACCAUUUAUCCUUGUUCUGGAACUGGCUAAAAAGGAUAAGCAUAGAAAGCUACCGCUGUGUCUGUCACAUGGGGUACUUUUAAUGUGUAUGAACACAAAAAUGCUACCACAUUUAAUGCAGCACAAUUAGAAAACGAAGCUAUUUUAUUUUCUUCAUUCGGUGUGCAGGAAUAAUGUUGUAACUGACAAUAAAACAGACUUAUUUAUA
Molecule: messenger RNA, 4824 nt
Organism: Ictalurus punctatus (channel catfish)
Lineage: Eukaryota; Metazoa; Chordata; Actinopteri; Siluriformes; Ictaluridae
Gene: prox1a
Product: prospero homeobox 1a
Exons: 5
Coding region: 694-2826 (710 amino acids)
Biological process (GO): regulation of transcription by RNA polymerase II
Cellular component (GO): nucleus
Molecular function (GO): DNA-binding transcription factor activity, RNA polymerase II-specific; RNA polymerase II cis-regulatory region sequence-specific DNA binding
Source: RefSeq, a predicted model, not a curated record